Suillus subalutaceus is the source of this 1728-nucleotide messenger RNA. RefSeq lists its product as uncharacterized. The transcript is spliced from 10 exons. Bases 1 to 1728 code for a protein of 575 amino acids. The record is from RefSeq and is a predicted model, not a curated record. NCBI's taxonomy places the organism in Eukaryota, Fungi, Basidiomycota, Agaricomycetes, Boletales, Suillaceae.
AUGCAUAACUCAAGUCAUCCUCCACAGAAUCCACAUUGGGGGCGAGAAUUUACUCCUUCGCCCCUAUCUACCAGCUCUACUAGUAUUCCUGAUGGGGAUCUCUUUACAGAUAGUUCCAGGAUCCUGCAGCCUCAAUUUCAGCCUGGCGCAUACAUGCAUGAAAACCAACAGUUUCAGAUGCUGUGCGAACAAUAUAGGGCACUGGAGAUGCAAAUUGUGAAGGUCACAGCCGAACACGAUUCUGUCAUUGCUGCAUAUCAAUAUCUUGCAAGUGCGGUUCGCUUCCCAAUUAAUGACCCAUUCCAAUUCAAUCCUUCGUCGAUCCCAACACCAACAAGUACAAGUAAUGCUGAACACCCAAAUCCAGAGACACAUCCAAAUGUUCGGUUUUGGGACAAGGCUGAGUACCUCGAGUGGUUGGAUUCUGCCAAUGCUGAACGCGCUGCACUGCGUGGCAAGCUCGCAUUCCUGGAGGACAGUAAUGGAAAUCCAAUUUUGGAAACCACAAUCGAUGCUAUCCAUAAAGCUCUGCGUGCAGCAUGGUCGGAGCUUCUCAUUCGCAAACUCGCACCUUUGACUUGGGGGAAGCUGACUACAUCAGGCGCCCAGCUGAUGAAUAGCUUGAUGGAAAAUGCCUACCCACUAUUUAAGCUCGCCAACAACGGCUGGAAGCUUGACUACCUCGCUACGAUGUCUUACUUGUCUUGGCGAAAUCACAUGGACGAAUGCGGUAAUCCGCUAGUGGGUGGCGAUGAGGAGGGUGAUACCACUUCAAAGGGCAAGAAAAGAAAGCAGUGUAUUAAAUCUGAAGCACCUGAAGUCCCUGAAAAGAAGAUCAAAGUUGAUUGUGGUGCACUAGAGAUUACCAUCCUGCCACCGACUCCUCCGCCAUCAUCUAUUUCAUCUCUACCAGAAUGCCCAACGCCAUCCUUGACACCAUCAUAUCCUCCCCAAGUGGAAGAAGAUGCAACAACAACAUCAACAAUUCCACAAGAGUCCACUCCACAAGUCUACAAAGCAGUCGCUGUACCUGUUCUUGAAGAUAUUCAGCCUAAGAGCAUCCUUCCCAAGCCUAUCUGCGCUCCAAAACCUGUCAAAAUCACAAUCGUUAAUCCGCUCUCUACACUGGCAUUUGUUGCGUCCAGUGUCACUUCCAUCGACCCAUCACUUGAGCUACAAUCUACCAGUGAGCCUGCACCCAAGGACGUUGUAGAGACUUGCGUUUCUGCAGGCACAUAUGGGCACAUUUCGCACCUUUUCACAACUCAUGACAAUUGUUGUUUUACACAUAACGCGCAGCUUUCCCGCGAAACGCGCCAUAGGCGCGCUACUUUCCCACACAACGCGCAGCAUUCCCGCGCGCGCUUAGCGCGUUUCUCUCGCACUUGUCGCCCUACUCCCUCUCCUGCAAAGCGCACCAUAGGCGCAACACUUUCUCAUGCUUUCGCGUUUCGCGUUCCCGCGCGCGCGCUUAGCGCGUUUCUCGCGCUUAAGUGCACUCCAUCGCGCAUCAUCCAGGAGCAUCCAUCCAUCAUCCAACCAGUUCCUAGAAAUUUGUGUGCGUUGCAUUGGCUUAAGCAGAUCAAGCGAGGUGGGAAGACGGACGAGUUCAAUAAUUACUAUGGGUCACUAACACCAGAUCAGCGUGGGAAAUACGAUGAGGAGGCUAAGAUUCUGGUUGCCGAGGAUACGUGGAACAAAAACAUCAAUGAGGGCCAUGUCUACUAG